Trifolium pratense (red clover) is the source of this 1212-nucleotide messenger RNA. Its product is annotated as stemmadenine O-acetyltransferase-like. Lineage: Eukaryota; Viridiplantae; Streptophyta; Magnoliopsida; Fabales; Fabaceae. The coding region runs from base 1 to 1212 and encodes 403 amino acids. The record is from RefSeq and is a predicted model, not a curated record. The transcript has a single exon.
AUGCAAGAAUUCUCAAAUGUCUCAACACAACUAAAGAACUCACUAUCCAAGGCACUAACAAUUUUCUACCCUCUAUGUGGUAGAAGAAGUGAUAUCUUCUCAAUUGAUUGCAACGACGAAGGCGCGAUUUACAUGGAAGCUUCAAUAAAUAUGGAAAUGGAAGAGUUCUUAAGUCCACCAAAAUUGGAAUUAAUAAACAAAUUGCUUCCUUGUGAGCCAAACAAGACACAACCUUACAAUGAAAUAUUACCACAAAUUUUAGUCCAAGUGAACAUUUUCAAGUGUGGUGGGAUAGCUAUUGGUUUGUGCAAUCUCCAUACAAUACUAGAUGCAUAUUCUUGUAGUCUAUUCUUGAAAACAUGGUCUUCUAUUUGUAAAGGUUCAAAUGAUGAAAUUUGUGAGCCAAAUUUCUCAAUUGCUUCUUCAGCUUUCCCUCCAAGAAACACCAUUGGUGUUAGGGCUGGUGUGAUGAAUAUUAACAAAGGAUUAGAGAUAGAAGUCAAAUGCUCUACAAGAAGAUUCUUGUUUGAUAACAAAUCAAUUAAUGACUUGAAAGUCGCGUCGACAAAAAACAAUGGAAUUAACACAAAAUUACCAACAAGUUACAAAGUAGUCACUUCAUUUAUAAGCAAGCACAUGAUUGUAGCAUGCAUGAAGGAAUUUUGUGAUGAAAGCAAGAGGCCAUUGGUAGUUUUACAUGUUGUAGACAUGAGAAGAAGGAUGGGAGAUAGUUUGUUACAAAAUUCUAUUGGAAAUUUAAUAUGGCCAGCAUUGAUGAUUUGUGAAAAUGUCAAUAAGGACACUAAUAUUAGUGAUAUGGUUAAAAUUUUGGAAGAUGAAAUUGGUAAGGUUAAUGAGGAAUUGUUUUUAAAAUUGAAAAAUGAUCCUAGGUUUUUAUGGAGUGAUGAGUGUGCUAAAUUAAUGCUUGAAGGUAUGGAAAAUGAAAAUCCAAUAUCUUUUGUGUUUACAAGUUGGGGAAAUAUGGGAUUCAAAGAGAUUGAUUUUGGUUGGGGAAAGCCUUUAUGGAUAGCUCAAAGAGGUGGUACCAAAGAAACUAUUCCAAAUACAGUUGUGUUGAUGGAAACAUAUGAGGGAAUUGAGGCAUGGGUGACAAUGGCUGAUAAGCAUUUAGAUGACUUGGGAAAUGAUACUGAAUUCCUCAAAUUUGCUUUGCUUAAUCCUAAUAUUAAUUUCAAUUGUGUAGUAAUUUAA